Acyrthosiphon pisum (pea aphid) is the source of this 3259-nucleotide messenger RNA. Its product is annotated as RNA cytidine acetyltransferase l(1)G0020. The coding region runs from base 121 to 3171 and encodes 1016 amino acids. Lineage: Eukaryota; Metazoa; Arthropoda; Insecta; Hemiptera; Aphididae. Gene Ontology annotation, molecular function: tRNA binding; ATP binding; 18S rRNA cytidine N-acetyltransferase activity. Gene Ontology annotation, biological process: rRNA acetylation involved in maturation of SSU-rRNA. Gene Ontology annotation, cellular component: nucleolus; 90S preribosome. The record is from RefSeq and is a predicted model, not a curated record. The transcript has 19 exons.
AAAUCUAAUGUUUAUUUAGUACAUAAUAUUUGAAUUAUUUUGUGAUUUUAUCUUUGAUUUUAAAAUUUUAAAAUUAUUAAUUUUUUUUUAAUACAAUUAUUAGUUUAUUUAACAAUUAUCAUGGUUCGUAAAAAAAUUGACAAUCGGAUCAGAACGCUGAUUGAAAAUAGUGUUACAGCCGGUCAUCGUACUAUGUUUGUAAUUGUUGGUGACAAGGGUCGUGAUCAGGUUGUUAUUUUACAUCAUAUGUUGUCAAAAGCAUCCGUCAAAGCUAGACCUAAUGUAUUAUGGUGCUACAAAAAAGAAUUAGGUUUCAGCAGCCAUCGCAAGAAACGUAUGAAAACUAUACAACAUAAAGUCAAAGCGGGUAAACUUAAUGUAAAUGAAGAUGAUCCAUUUGAAUUAUUUGUCGCUUCUACAAAUAUUCGAUAUUGCUAUUAUUCAGAAACUCAUAAAAUUCUUGGCAACACAUAUGGCAUGUGUGUAUUACAAGAUUUUGAAGCUAUGACUCCAAAUUUAUUGGCACGUACUAUAGAAACAGUAGAAGGUGGUGGACUGAUAGUAUUUUUAUUAAGGUCUUUGAAAUCUUUAAAACAAUUAUAUACCCUAACCAUGGAUGUUCAUGAACGAUUUAGAACUGAAGCUCAUCAAGAUGUUGUUGCUAGGUUUAAUGAGAGGUUCAUGUUAUCUUUAGUAUCAUGUGAUCGAUGUCUAGUAGUUGACGACCAAUUAACAGUGUUACCUAUUUCAUCCAAAGUACUUGAUUUAGUUCCUGAGGAAAAAACUAAUAUUCAAUCAAUUAAUGAUCAAGAAUUAGCAGCGUUAAAAGAAAAUAUGAAAGACACACAACCAGUUGGAUGUUUAGUUAGUUGUUGUAAAACUGUUGAUCAGGCCAAAUCAUUACUAACAUUUAUUGAAGCAAUUUCUGAAAAAACUCUAAGAUCUACUGUAUCCUUAACGGCUGCUCGAGGUAGAGGAAAAUCUGCUGCUCUUGGAAUAGCUGUUGCAGCUGCCGUUGCAUUUGGUUAUUCCAAUAUUUUUGUUACUUCACCUUCACCUGAAAAUUUAAAAACAUUUUUUGAAUUUAUUUUUAAGGGUUUUGAUGCUCUUGGAUAUCAAGAACAUUUAGAUUAUGGUUUAGUUAGAUCUACCAAUCCUGAUGAUAAUAAAGCUUUGGUGCGAGUUAAUAUUUUCCGAGAUCAUCGACAAACCAUCCAAUAUAUAGUUCCAACAGAAUCAAAUAAAUUAAGUCAAGCAGAAUUAGUUGUAAUUGAUGAAGCUGCUGCUAUACCACUUCCACUUGUAAAGGCCAUGCUUGGUCCGUAUCUAGUAUUUUUGGCGUCUACAAUCAAUGGUUAUGAAGGAACUGGUCGAUCAUUGUCAUUAAAAUUAUUGCAACAACUCCGCUCUCAAGCUACACCUAUUGGUAAUAAUGCAAAUGAUAAAACCGGUCAAAAUGCUAUCACUGGACGAUUUUUAAAAGAAGUGACUUUAGAAGAAUCAAUACGUUACAAACCUGGUGAUGAUGUAGAAAAAUGGUUGACUAAUCUGUUGUGUCUUGAUGCAACAAAUAUUGCUCCACUGCUUUCAGGCUGCCCUCCUCCUGAUAGAUGUGAUCUGUAUUAUAUCAAUAGAGAUACUUUAUUUUGUUACCAUAAGGCGUCAGAAGCUUUCUUGCAGCGAAUUGUUUCAUUAUAUGUAGCUUCACAUUAUAAAAACAGUCCAAAUGAUCUUCAAAUGAUGUCAGAUGCUCCAGCACAUCAUUUAUUUUGUCUUUUGGGUCCUGUUGAUGUAAAUACAAAAAGUUUACCUGAAGUUUUAUGUGUCAUUCAGGUGUGUCUGGAAGGUGAAGUAUCUCAAACAUCAGCAUCAGAAGCUUUGAAACGUGGUAAAAGAGCAGCCGGUGAUCUUAUACCAUGGACAAUAUCUGGUUGUUUCCAAGAUGAACAAUUUCCAUCUUUAGCUGGAGCUCGUAUUGUUCGUAUUGCUACACAUCCAGACUACCAAAGCAUGGGAUAUGGUUCAAGAGCAUUGACUUUGCUAAAAAUGUAUUAUGAGUUUUUGAUUCCAAAUAUUGAAGAGGGGAAACUUCCUAAAGAAAAUAUUGAUUCUAUUCUAGAAGAAGAAGUAGACUUACUUGAAGAAAGAAUAGAACCACGUAAUAAUUUACCUCCAUUGUUAUUGAAGCUAAGUGAGCGGCCUCCAGAACGUUUAGAUUAUAUUGGUGUAUCAUUUGGUCUCACUGGCCCACUUCUAAAAUUCUGGAAAAAAGCUGGAUUUAUUCCAUUAUAUAUUAGGCAAACCAAUAAUGAGUUAACAGGAGAACAUUCUUGCAUAAUGAUUUCCACUUUAAAUACGGCAGACUCAAAAAAUCAAGACUGGCUAUCUCAAUUUUGGGUUGAUUUCCGUAAACGUUUUAUAUCACUUCUUGGUUACCAGUUUCGUAAAUUCUCACCUCAAUUGGCUCUUGGAGUGUUACAUAAUACUAAUAUUACUACGCACACGGAUAAAAAUAUUUUGGAUAAAACAGAGUUGGAUAUUCAUUUAAGUUCUUAUGAUAUUCAUCGAUUAGAGAAAUAUUGCAAUAAUAUGGCUGAUUAUCAUCUUAUAAUGGAUCUUUUACCCACCUUAUCCAAGCUUUACUUUCAAGGUAAAAUUGGAGAUACCCAUUUCUCGGCUGUUCAAAAAGCAUUAUUACUAGGAUUGGGACUACAAUAUAAAACUGUAGAAGAUCUUUCAGAACAAUUUGAAUUAUUACCUUCCCAAUUACUUGGCUUAUACAAUAGAAUGAUGCGUCGUAUACUGCAAGUCAUUAAUGGAAUAAUGGAACAAAAUGUUGAUAGUAAAAUGCCGGUAAUUCAACAAGUGGAUAGUAGUGAAUUAAGACCAUUAGCUAAACCUCUGGAGGAAGAAUUAGAACAAGCAGCUAAAGUUUUGAAAAAGAAACAACGCAUAGAAUUAGAAAAACUAAAACAAGAAAAUCUGACUAGAUAUGCGAUUAAAGGAACAGAAGAUGAAUGGGGAAAAGCUCUAGGAAAUUCCGGUAAAACUAAAAGUCUUAUUAGUGUAAAAAGUGGAGAAAAAAGAUUAGCAGAUCCGGCCAAGUAUGAACCGGAAGAGGAAAAUGAACCAAAAAGGAAAAAGACUAAAAAUAAAUUCAGAAAAAAAUAAUCAAGUUAUUUAUAAUUUAUAUUUUGUUUAAUAUAGUGUGUUUUAUUAUCCCAUUUUGACAUCAAAUAUAAACAAUUGCAUUUAUAAA